AUGCCUGAUAUUGUUUUUGACAUCGUUGGUACCUGUAUUAGCUACGAAAAUUGCAUCGAUGCAAUUAAGAAAGUUCUUGGCGAAAGAUUUGCCAAGAGUAACAUUGACCCUAAAUUAUUCUUCUUUUUCUGGUUAGCUGGCUGUGAAAGAGAUUUUUCGUACUUAUCUCAAUCUGGAACGUAUAAAACCUUUCAGGAUGUGUUUAAAUACACCUUUUACAGAUCUCUUUACUUUGCUGGCGUCGAAAAGCCCAGAGAAUACGCUUCUGACGAGGAUUUGGAGGAAAUUUAUAAAGGAUGGUGGAGCCUUGAAGGUAGACCAGAGCUAAAAGAGAUGUUCCAAAAGCUUAGAGAUUAUGGCUUUACUAUUUGGUGUUUGACAGAUGCCUCAAAGGAACGUGUCGCCGGCUACUUUAAGAAUUCUGGUGUCGAAAUGCCUUCUGAAAACCUAAUUUCGUGUGAUUCAAUCGGUGCCGGUAAACCAGAAGGCGUAGUAUACAAGUACAUUGCUGAUAAAAUUCCUGGUAAAGGUAAAGAUGCUUUUUUCGCUGCUGCUCAUAUGUGGGAUUCGGCAGCAGCUAGGCAAGGUGGUUUUGUUACCGCCUGGUCUAACGUACAUGAGCUCGAACCUUGUUGUGAAAUAUUUGGCAGCGCUGACGUGAUGGCAACUGGUCUUGUCGAUUUGGCAGAUAAAGUCAUAGCCAAGCACAAAGAGCUGACUGCUGGCGAGGCCAAUUAG
Molecule: messenger RNA, 738 nt
Organism: Lachancea fermentati
Lineage: Eukaryota; Fungi; Ascomycota; Saccharomycetes; Saccharomycetales; Saccharomycetaceae
Source: the annotation of a GenBank genome assembly